Chrysochloris asiatica (Cape golden mole) is the source of this 1788-nucleotide messenger RNA. RefSeq names its product zinc finger protein 135-like. The transcript is spliced from 5 exons. Gene Ontology annotation, molecular function: RNA polymerase II transcription regulatory region sequence-specific DNA binding; DNA-binding transcription factor activity, RNA polymerase II-specific. Gene Ontology annotation, cellular component: nucleus. The coding region runs from base 1 to 1788 and encodes 595 amino acids. Lineage: Eukaryota; Metazoa; Chordata; Mammalia; Afrosoricida; Chrysochloridae. The record is from RefSeq and is a predicted model, not a curated record. Gene Ontology annotation, biological process: regulation of transcription by RNA polymerase II.
AUGAAGGCAGUCAGUGUGGAGAAACCUUCCACCGGAUCCCAGCUCUUACUGCGCUACCAAGAAAUCCUCCAGAAGGGAACCCUUCUGAAUGCUGUGAGCGUGGAGAAACCUCCCCGGAUCGCUCGUUACAUCCGCUUCAUGCCGUUUCUCACACGGGAUGCAGUACCUGUCAGUGUAAGGAAUGUGGGAAUAACUCACAGUGGAGACAGGCCUCAUGAAUGUAGUCAGUGUGGGAGGUCCUUUAGAUACCUCUCAGCCCUCACGACACACGUAAGAACUCACAGUGGAGAGAGGCCCUAUGAAUGUCCUCGAUGUGGGAAAACCUUUAGUGAAGCGUCAUCUCUCACUAAACACAUAAGAACUCACACUGGAGAGAGACCCUACGAAUGUAAGGAAUGUGGGAAAGCCUUCAGGUGUUCCUCAGACCUCACUACACAUACAAGAACUCACAGUGGAGAGAGGCCCUAUGAAUGUAAAGACUGUGAGAAAACCUUUAAGCAGCUCUCAGCCCUCACUAAACAUAUGAGGAUUCACAGUGGAGAGAUGCCUCAUGAAUGUAAAGAAUGUGGGAAAGCCUUUAAGUACCUCUCCUCCCUCACUACACAUAAAAGGACUCACAGCGGAGAGAGGCCUUACCAAUGUAAGGAAUGUGGGAAAGCCUUUAGACAGAUUUCAGCCCUCACUACACAUAAAAGGACUCACACUGGAGAGAGGCCUCAUGACUGUAAGCAAUGUGGGAAGGCCUUUAGGUACCUCUCAGCCCUCACUAUACAUAUAAGGACUCACAGUGGAGAGAGGCCAUAUGAGUGUAAGGAGUGUGGGAAAGCCUUCAGGCAGAUCUCAUCCCUCACGACACAUAUAAGAACCCACAGUGGAGAGAAGCCUUAUGAAUGUAAGGAAUGUGGAAAAGCCUUCAGGCAGCUCUCAGCCCUCACGACACAUAUAAGGACUCACAGUGGAGAGGGGCCUUAUGACUGUAAGGAAUGUGGGAAAGCUUUUUGGUACCUCUCAGCUCUCACUGCACAUAUAAGGACUCACAGUGGAGAGAGGCCUUAUGUAUGUAAACAGUGUGGAAAAGCCUUUAAGCAGCUCUCAGCGCUCACUCCACAUAUAAGGACUCACAGUGGAGAGAGGCCUUAUGAGUGUGAUCAGUGUAACCUGCCCCCCUUCCAGCCUGGAGACCGUGUCCUGCUCAAAACAUGGAAAGAUGGACCUGACUUCCGGUUAGAGGAGACGUGGACCUGGCCUUGGGAGAUCCUGAUGACCAUGCCCAAUGCUCUCAAACUUGGGGUCCUCAAGACCUGGACUCACUACACAGAAGUCAAGAAAAUUCCUGGAGAACAAUGGGCUGUGAAGUCUUCCUCCGAUUUCCAGCUGCGAAUAAAGCUGCUAUGGGUUACUCAGAUCGAAUCCCCUAUUGCCAAAUUGAAGAUGGCUGUCCGGCCUGGUGGGCUCGCAGGGGCCCGCAGCCUCCCGUCCAGGUCCCCGGGCGCCGCCCCGGUUCUCGUGCGCACUCCUGGUCUCUCGGGAGCUCCUCUGGCCCGGGAGCCGCCGCCGCUUGUGGACGCCGCGGAGCUGGGGUGGGGCUGCGCGCCUUGGUACGUUCCUAGGUACGAUCGUGUGCGUCCUGCGGAUUCGGGUGUGGGACUCGGGGGCGCCGGGGGUCUUUUCUUCGUACCUCCCCGCCCCAUCCAGACUCAUCCGCCACCACCCGCACCCCAGCGCACACACGGGCCCACCACCACGGUCCCCCCUCCCCCCAGGCCCGUUUGUGCAUUUCCCAUGUAG